Molecule: messenger RNA, 943 nt
Organism: Acipenser ruthenus (sterlet)
Lineage: Eukaryota; Metazoa; Chordata; Actinopteri; Acipenseriformes; Acipenseridae
Product: scavenger receptor cysteine-rich domain-containing group B protein-like
Exons: 3
Coding region: 1-855 (284 amino acids)
Cellular component (GO): membrane
Source: RefSeq, a predicted model, not a curated record
AUGCGCAGCGGGAUCUCCCAGGGCUGGUCCUGCAGCGGCUGGCAGAGGUUUGUAAACCAGGUUCUCCUGGGCCAUCUGGGGGCCACCAGGAGAACCGUCGCUUCCUCUCUUCUGACCUUCUUGAGGAAGGCAGGGAGCAGCAGUAUAGGCGAAAGUGUUAAUGUCAGGCUGGUGGGUGGGAACAGCUGCUGCUCUGGGAGAGUUGAGGUUCUUCAUGAUGGCCAGUGGGGGACAGUGUGUGAUGAUUCCUGGGACAUGAACGAUGCCCAGGUUGUGUGCAGAGAGCUGGGCUGUGGCUCCGCUGUGUUGGCUCCAGGAAAUGCUCACUUUGGCCAAGGGGAUGGAACAAUCUGGCUGGAUGAUGUGGCAUGCAGUGGAUCAGAGACCUCACUGCACAGCUGUGGAUCACAAGGAUGGGGUAAACAUAACUGUAACCACGGUGAAGAUGCUGGAGUGGUUUGCUCAGCAUUGCAGAGUGUUUGUGUCAGGCUGGUGGGCGGGAGCAGCUCCUGCUCUGGGAGAGUUGAAGUUCUUCAUGAUGGCCAGUGGGGGACAGUGUGUGAUGAUUCCUGGGACAUGAACGAUGCCCAGGUUGUGUGCAGAGAGCUGGGCUGUGGCUCCGCUGUGUUGGCUCCAGGAGGUGCUCACUUUGGCCAAGGGGAUGGAACAAUCUGGCUGGAUGAUGUGGCAUGCAGUGGAUCAGAGACCUCACUGCACAGCUGUGGAUCACAAGGAUGGGGUAAACAUAACUGUAACCACGGUGAAGAUGCUGGAGUGGUUUGCUCAGGUAGGAAAGAUUUAUUUGUUUCUAUUAAAAAAAACAUCUCAAUAUCAGGAUCUGUUCUGCAACUUUAAGAACUCAUUUGUUGGAUUCCUUUUUUUGUGUUAUAAACAUUCUCUCAGGUUAAAUAAGAAAAUAGCAUUGUCAUUGAUGAAAAAGGUC